CACCUUGGGAAACUCCCUCGCAUUGUGUAUUUAUGCUCGCUAUUUUUUCCCAUUUUUUCCCUUUAUCACUUUGUCCCCUUCGACACAUGUCCAACCGCGGAGGACCAUUCCACACACUUACACUUUGCCAAUUUCACCACUGUACACACGAACUUGAUUUGAGGAACUCCCCCGCUGCCUUCAAAGGAUGGAUGAUUUCAGCGACUUAAACAGAUCAGCGGACGAUAAUGAGGAGUUUUCCACGGAGAGCGACUUGAAUGAGAAGGAAAAUGAUGCGGAGAAGGAUGCACUAAACGAGGUGGAGAGGGAGGCGUUAAGUGACGUGGAGAAGGAGGCGAUGAGUGAUGUGGAGAAGGAUGUCAUGAGUGACGUGGAGAGGGAUGUGCUAAACGAUGUGGAGGAGGAUGCGAUAAGUGAUGUGGAGGAGGAUGAGAUGAGUGACGUGGACGAUGCCUUAAAGGACGCCCAGAAGGAAGCCGCAAGCGACGUGGAGGAUGCCUUAAAGGAUAUGCAGAAGGAAGCCGCAAGCGACGUGGAGGAUGCCUUAAAGGAUAUGCAGAAGGAAGCCGCAAGCGACGUGGAGGAUGCCUUAAAGGAUAUGCAGAAGGAAGCCGCAAGCGACGUGGAGGAUGCCUUAAAGGACACUCAGAAGGAAGCCGCAAGCGACGUGGAGGAUGCCUUAAGGGACGCGCAGAAGGAAGCCGAAAGUGACGCAGAAAGGGAAUUGCUGCACGACGUCGAAGAAGAGGACUUACACGACGCAGAGGAGGACGAUUUAAAGGAUGCUGAAGAGGAUGGCCUGCACGAUGGUGAAGAGGACGGCCUGCACGACGCUAAAGAGGGAGGUUUAGGCAAUGCCCAGGGGGACGACUUAGACGACGUCAAAAGCGCCAACGAAGGGGAUGUCGAGCAGGUUGCGGAAAACGGGGGUAUCUUCCAGGGUGGCGAUAUCUUCCAUAGUGGCGGCGUCUUCCAAAGUGGCGAUAUCUUCCAACGUGGCAGCACCUUCCAACGUGGCGAUCACCAACAGGGCGACUACGAAGGAGAUGCCGACCCGCAUGACGAAGACCAACCAGGGGAGGGCCCCGACGGAGAGAGUCACCUCCUCCAAGACCCGCAAAAAAGCGGUCUCAAAGAAGACACACACAAGAAGGAGGACGACUACUCUCACACGCUGAAUGAACCUCCCAGCAACAAAGAACAGUUCGGCACAAACACAAACGAAACAAAUAACCCCCCCAGUAAUGGUGAGGGCAAAAAUGGCCACAUAGAUAAUGACUCCCUUAACCCUAUGGAUCCCAUCCAACUUGGCAAAAAAAGAUAUGAGCACUUUAUAAUACACCCAUCGAAUCAGAAUGACAUGAGUUUAUUUGAAGGCAUAAAUAAAAAGCUUACGUUCCCUUCUUUGUCUCCUACAGAUUUUCCUAUUCCUGGAAAGGAGGAAGAGAGCAGCACCAUGUAUCAUUUCGCCCCUGAAAAACUCGGGUAUAAACACAACAACGGCUUGAAUCCUUCUGAGGGCUACUUGCUGAUUUACCCCCACGUGUCUCGCAACUCGGUGCCCCCCAAAAUUAGGAAAAAAAAGCUGCGCUGUUGUUAG
This is a messenger RNA of Plasmodium vivax (malaria parasite P. vivax), 1600 nucleotides long. RefSeq lists its product as hypothetical. The transcript is spliced from 2 exons. The coding region runs from base 188 to 1600 and encodes 470 amino acids. NCBI's taxonomy places the organism in Eukaryota, Apicomplexa, Aconoidasida, Haemosporida, Plasmodiidae. The record is from RefSeq and is a predicted model, not a curated record.